AUGAAGGGAUGGAAGAAAGACGAACCACUCCUUGCACUGACUGACGACCCAAAUCGUGAAAAUCGCAAGCGCAAACGAGCAGAUGAUGACCUUCAUGUUUCCAAGACAAAAGGCACAUCAUCAGCUUCCAUGUCUCCCGCGCCCACACCCGCUUCAACGUCUCCCACGCCCACACCCAGCAUCGACAAGCCCGAGCAGGGUGAGUCAGAGGCCGCCGAGUCGGACGCAGACGUUUCUACAAAUUCGGAUGAGAAGAACACCAAGGACAUUGCCAAGGAUGACGAUCAGAAGCCGUCUCAGAACAAUCAUGCCGGUCACUUCGACGACGUGUGCCAGUUGGAGUUAGAGGUGGACGGAUGGGACGGUGACUGGUUGGAUGCGUGGCGAUCGCCGGCUGGUUGUUCGACAAAAAGACCGGAGAGUCCGAUGAUAAGAAGGAGAUCAUAG
This is a messenger RNA of Symbiodinium sp. CCMP2592, 447 nucleotides long. NCBI's taxonomy places the organism in Eukaryota, Dinophyceae, Suessiales, Symbiodiniaceae. The record is from the annotation of a GenBank genome assembly.